AAUAUUCGGGAGCGAAGCAAUAUCAGAGUAUGAAAACACUGUCUCCGGUCGAAACGAUGGCAACUAACGAUCCUCUGCCACCUGGCUGGGAGAUCAAAAUUGACCCGCAGACAGGCUGGCCGUUUUUUGUGGAUCACAACAAUCGCACAACGACGUGGAACGAUCCGCGGCACGAUACGAAAAAGAUUUUUUCCAAUGGUCCUUCAAUGUCCCCAGAGACUCCUCAGGACAUGCACAAAACCUUUAUUAAUGAGAUGAGGCAGCCAAUGCUCCGGCAGGGCUACAUCCCCAUCCCUGUCUGUCAUGAAAACCCUGAACCCAGGCUGCAGCAGUAUCCUAGUUUCUCCUACAUUCAUCCAGCGGUGCAGCAGAAUCUGAGAACAGAUGGACGUACACCUUCCCCAACGCCAGCAGCACACUGUCGGCCUAGAUCUCCAGUGCAGACCCCAUCAGAAGCAUGUUCGUCUUGCUCACCUACUUCACACGGGCCUGAGGGAUAUCAACCACAAGGGACCCACCAACAAAUCAGUGGCCUUCACCAGCAGCCCAGAUCCAGCAAUACAGGUCUCCGGGCAGGAUACAUCCCCAUUCCGGUGAUCCAUGAGGGUGCCGGGGGGGUCUUGCCAUCCCAGCUUAGCCAAAGUUCUCAUCCCACUCGAGAAAAAAUCUACCGUGAACAAGUGCCCAUUCAGAUUCAACAGAACCGUGCUGCCAGUCCCAUCCAAGUCCCCUUAAGAGCCCAGUCGCCAGUCAUGGCUCAGAUCAUGGGAGAGAGGCCUCAGAUGCAGCAACAUAUUGGACACACAGCCAUACCUUCAAAAAUUGAACAUCCAGUUGAAGAAAUCAUCAGAGUACCUACAUUUGAGGUUCCCAUUCAAAGAGUGAGUGAAGUUCCCCAGCAGAUACAUCAUCAGCCAGUACAACAACAACAACAACCUACACAGCAGCCUCAGCCAAAAGCACAACCCUCCCCGCAGGUAUCAGAAACAUCCAAUAUUACCAUACAAGUUCCUCCAGCACCAGAGCCCCAGGAAACAGCUGCUCCUCAAACGCCUCAAGAAGUCUCGUCCCCGCAACUCCAGCCUGAAGAGACUCUGGAACAAGAUCUGAGCCACCCAGGACUGGUCAAAGUGCAGCAGAUAGUGGAACGUGUGGAGAAGCUGGCACAGAAUGUCAAGGGCUUCGAUGGGAAGAAGAAUGAUAAAAGAUACUUGGUACUGGAGGAGAUGUUGACUAAAGAACUGCUAGCUCUGGACUCUGUAGAUCCAGAAGGUCGUCCAGAUGUGCGUCAGGCUCGGAGGGACGGCGUCCGCAGAGUUCAGAAUAUUCUAGACGAACUGGAGAUGAUCGGAGAGAUGCAGGCUGGAAAUGAGGCAAAAGGAGAGCAGAGUAUGAUUGACCAGUUGAACACAGAGAGAGUCAAGGAGUUUUCAUAACUGCUCAAAGAAGGCACACAUUUGAGAACACUAAUAUAAUCCCCAUUCUUCUUUUUACUUGUGCAAUUAUUAUUAGUUGCAUGCACAAAUAAUUGAAUUUUUCUGUUGGAAAUGAUCUAACGUAAAUUGUUUACUGAGUGCUGUUAUGUGAUGCUGCUGUUGUCAAAUCUCACCAUGCCAAUGUCUUGUAGCAAAAGACAUAAUGGUGAUCAGUUUUAUUUAAGAAACAUACCUGAAAAUGAGGCCUUGAACCAGAAGAAAGUAUUUUAACGGCCAAAAAGUAUCUUUUGUACCAUGUGGAAUGAAUGAAGAGUAUUCCUUAAGAAAACAUGUUGUUUUUGAAGUCGUGAGCCAUCAGCGUGAAACGUUUUAAUUCGAUUUUUAGCAUUACGUGGAUUAAAAUGAAGAAAUCUACAUGUUUUAAUUAAGACUUUUGGUUUUGGACUAUGGGAUUAUUUUGUUUCAUACUUGUAUAAACAAUUAAUGCCUUAGAAUAUAAACAUUUUAACAUCUUUAACAUCAAAGAAUAGGUCAUUGUUGAGAGCAAGCUUUGCUGACGGAAUUCCUUGUGAUGGUUUGAACGCCUGUCAGUAUUGUUAUUUGUUGAAUGAAAGGAUACAAAUAAUGCUAUAUUUUUAUUCUAUUUUUCUGUGCCAAAAAGAACAUUUCAACUAGUAUGAAUGUUCUGCUUAAAAAUAGAGAAUUUCAAAAAAAA
Danio rerio (zebrafish) is the source of this 2151-nucleotide messenger RNA. RefSeq names its product BAG cochaperone 3 (gene bag3). The record is from RefSeq and is marked validated. Lineage: Eukaryota; Metazoa; Chordata; Actinopteri; Cypriniformes; Danionidae. Gene Ontology annotation, molecular function: protein-folding chaperone binding.